GGAUAGGAACAACAUGCGGCAUAACUAUCCCAACGGUGUGCCGGAAUUCCGUCUUUGCUACGAGAAGCCGAGCAGCAGAUCUUCUUGAUUCAAUCCCCUCUCCGCGAAAAGAGCUUCCUCUCAGCCACCACCCCUGCAGCUCUCGCUCUCCGGUUAACCGGGGAAAACCAUCCAGGAAGCCAGUCGGAAUUCCAAGAAAAGAUGGCGGCAAUUUCGACACCGAAUUCCAUCGUAAACGCUAACCUCUUUACCCCCUCGCGACCCUCGAACGCCCAUCGGCUUCUCGCCUUCUGCCCUCUCCCUUUCUCCAAAUUCCUUUCUCGUCCCCAAACCCUAGCUCUCUCCCUUAGGAGGAGGAGGGGAACACUAUUCUCCUCGAAACCCUCGUCGGCGGAGCUAUCCGCCGCCGAGGAGGAGUGGCUCAAGAAGCUCCCGGACAAGAAGAAGCCCCUCUACUCCCACAGUCUGCCCUGUAUAGAGGCGUGGCUGAAGAAUUUAGGGUUCUACCAGAGCCGCGAGGACCGGGCGGUGUGGUUCGCGGAGAAGCCCGAUUGGCACGCCCAGCUCUCCCUCGAUGUCACCGAUCUCUACAUAAGGUACCUGAAGAGUGGACCUGGAGAUCUUGAGAAGGAUGUGGAGAGGAGAUUCAGCUAUGCACUGAGUAGAGAGGAUAUUGAGAAUGCCAUACUUGGUGGACCAUGAAGAUAAAUUGGAUGGAUGAUGUACAGACGGAUUUCCUCAUAAGUCAAGCUAGGACUUGCAGUUGUCAAGAAUUUGGACUGUUUUGGAGUGUCAAAGUGAGCUAAGUUCAUCCAAUAAAUAGUGCCUCUUGUUUCUGGUAUCUCAAACAAUUAAAUCUAUAACUUCUAUGUAUAUGUUCUCUCAGAAAAACUAUAUCUUUGAAUACUAGUUAAUUUUGAAAUAGUUUAAUGAUACACACAAAGCAUCCA
Molecule: messenger RNA, 950 nt
Organism: Elaeis guineensis (African oil palm)
Lineage: Eukaryota; Viridiplantae; Streptophyta; Magnoliopsida; Arecales; Arecaceae
Source: RefSeq, a predicted model, not a curated record